Hymenoscyphus albidus is the source of this 805-nucleotide messenger RNA. The record is from the annotation of a GenBank genome assembly. NCBI's taxonomy places the organism in Eukaryota, Fungi, Ascomycota, Leotiomycetes, Helotiales, Helotiaceae.
AUGGGCAGAACGAAUGAGAAGAGAGACCGGAAUCUCUCUAUAUAUACCAAUUACCAGAACAAAGGAAACAACUCCUUCGUGGAAUCGAUGACUCGACCGAUCAGAAUUCUGUUCCGGUCUCCAAUCGUAUUCAUCAUCUCAUUCUACACAGCCCUCACAUACGGUUUAUCUUAUCUGAUUCUGACCACCCUAACGCAAGUGGUGGAAGAAAACUAUGAAUUCAACGAGGGGAAUGUGGGGUGCUUGUUUCUUGGACGAGGUAUACUUCGUCUCUCUCCCUACCAGCCCCCCCCUUUACUAAUCUCGCUUAGCUGUUGGGAAGAUCGUUGGAAUGAUUCUGUACGGUUUGGUCUCCGAUCGCUAUAUGAAAUAUAAGAAAGCCAAGACUGACGGAUCAAAGCCAGAAUAUCGCCUUCUGUCAAUGGUUUUUGGUUCUGUAGCGCUUCCUCUUGGGCUAUUUUUGUACGGUUGGACAGCAGAAAGGCAUGUUCAUUGGAUUGUUCCGAUCGUUGGCAUAGCUAUCGUUGGUUUCAGCAUGCUGCUCACAAUUUUGCCAACUGACAACUAUCUAGUUGACUUGUACGAGCUUCAUGGGGCUUCCGUAGUAGCAGCUGGACUCAUCUUGCGGGCGAUGUUUGGAGCUCUUUUUCCUCUGGCUGCUCCUCCGAUGUAUUCGAAACUGGGACUUGGGUGGGAAAACUCGGUUUUUGCAUUCAUCGCCGUUGGAUUUGUUCCGGUGCUUUUUUUUCUAAUGCGCUAUGGGGAACUUGUGCGGAAGGGCCGCAGGUUUCAACAGGAGUUGUAG